Protopolystoma xenopodis is the source of this 819-nucleotide messenger RNA. The record is from the annotation of a GenBank genome assembly. NCBI's taxonomy places the organism in Eukaryota, Metazoa, Platyhelminthes, Monogenea, Polystomatidea, Polystomatidae.
AAAAUUGAUGACUCAAAUUCUGUCAUUGAGGAGAACGACGAGCUCGUCACCAUUAUGCCUCCGGUGGCGCAUUUCGGUCCAGCUCCUAUUAGUGUACGUCUGCUGAGUCGGCAUCUUCGUGUCGGCCAGACAAUAUUAAUUAAUCAACAACAAUCGGUGGCUAGUGGACCCCAGCUGGGCACACCGAUUGGCUUAGACGCCUUAGCUGAGUUGGCGGGUGAAGAGGAGCAGAGGAAAGUGGCGACCAGUGGCCAUGGCAAAAAGACGACCUACGAAACCAUCAUCAGCAGCAAUAAUAACAAAAGCAAUAUGAGUCAGGCAGGUCUAAGUAGUUUUAAUCAAAUUCCAUCCGAGCCGGAUGCAGAUGUAGUGGAAGUUAUCUCGGUUCGAUCUGGUCUUGAUAAUCAGCUCUGCCCGUUGCCAGGUGCCGCCGGCAACGCAGCACCGGGCAAAUUCUCCAAGCAAUCAUCGACUGGUGCUUCUCAAAAUAAUUUCGACUUGCAUUCUGUAUUCUCUGACAGAGAGACUGUUCCGACAUCCGGGCAUCUGUCUCGCAGGCCUUCCUUGCCGGCGUGGCGACUGCCGUCACCACAACUACAAUAUGAUUCUCCUUCGGGUGGAGAGCAUCAGCCUCUUUCUGACUGUUUGCUCCUCCACAUCCAUGGUGGUGGCUUUAUUGCACUCAACUCUGAGGCCCAUGACGUAACGUUGGACCGUGGAAUUGGUAUAUUCUCAGAAGUUUCGUUGGCAGCGUUAGUGAGUCUUGCCAUUCUCCUACAACUCGUCGAAGAGACAAAUGAAAUCAAUUCCUUCAACUAA